AAAAAAGAUAAAUUUACCACGGUAUUCGUAUGACGUUAAGUGACUGGUUAUCGCAGGUUGGAAAAGGGUAGGGAAUAGAGAAAAUAUAAUUACAAAAUAAUAUGAAUGAUAAUACGCACUGGGAGGGUUAAGUGACAAAAAUAAAAACAAAAAUAAAAAAUAUGAAAGGAACAACCCCAUUCAUACUUAGUCCUCGACCUCCUCGGUCGGCCACGAUCUCGAUACAGACUGCUUUCACGUGGCCGCACUGAACGAUCGUCCUCAGGGGUUCCACGGGCUGCGAACUACCGUUACUGUAAUGUACUCGGUGGCACUUGGAUGAGUGAAAAAAGUACCCCGUACCUCCUUGCAGAAGCUGAGCGCUCAGUCAGCACUGGUCAUUCAGAAAUAUGCUUCUGUCAGAUCAUUUUGCCUGAUGGGAUUCGGACUGGGCGUCUGGUUGGGGUCUUGCUCAAGAGGUUCCCUGAUGCUGAAAUACACGCUCUGGGUACCGGAUGGUUGAUGCUAACCGCCGUUUCUGUGGAUUAUUGUCCACUAUAUGUUGGUUGGUAUGCAUACAUACAUAUCAUGCACAAAGCGGGAAAUACUAUGUAUAGAUCAUACAAGGUCAUACCUUGUAUGUACCAACGUGUCAUGACAGCUCCGCACACGCCGAAUCGAUGCAUUAGCGACCGGGGCAGCCUCCCAGGAAGGUGAUAAAAUACCCUGGGAUAAUAUAGCGUCGUAUAUACCGACUAAAGGAGCUUAGUAUGGUAACCUCUGGGCACUGUUCUUUUGGUAGUUUUUCCCAUAAAUCCCGCUCAAUACUUCUCUCUCUCUCCCUUGCUCCCAACCAGUCAAGGAAAGGAAGAGUAAAGCUUCG
Messenger RNA from Aspergillus caelatus, 862 nucleotides. RefSeq lists its product as uncharacterized. Lineage: Eukaryota; Fungi; Ascomycota; Eurotiomycetes; Eurotiales; Aspergillaceae. Bases 319 to 696 code for a protein of 125 amino acids. The record is from RefSeq and is a predicted model, not a curated record. The transcript has a single exon.